AUGAAUUCUGACUCCAGCUCUGUCUCCAGCAGAGCUUCCUCGCCAGACAUGGAUGAGAUGUACCUGAGGGACCACCACCACCACCACCACCAUCACCACCACCAGGACAGCCGGCUCAACUCCGUCUCCUCCACCCAGAACGACCUGGUGCAGAAGAUGUCCGGGGAAGGCCUCUCCAGGAACGGCUCCAAGGCCGGAGGGGAAGGCAGCAAGUACAAAAUCAAGAAGCAGCUCUCGGAGCAGGACCUGCAGCAGCUGCGGCUGAAGAUCAACGGCCGGGAGCGCAAGAGGAUGCACGACCUCAACCUCGCCAUGGACGGCUUGCGGGAGGUGAUGCCCUACGCCCACGGACCGUCCGUCAGAAAACUCUCCAAAAUCGCCACCCUCCUGCUAGCCAGAAACUAUAUCCUGAUGCUCACCAGCUCCCUGGAGGAGAUGAAGAGGCUGGUGGGGGAAAUCUACGGGGGGCACCACUCGGCCUUUCACUGCGGCACGGUGGGACACUCCGCCGGCCACCCGAGCCGCCCUGCCUCGGAGGCGGCGAGAAGCCCGACAGCGAUCGCCCAAACGGCGCCGGCCUGUGCGGGCUCCCCGCCUCACGCCGGGGUGGCAGCCGGCGGGAAUUCGCACGCCGCGGGGGCCCGGCAGCCGGUGCCCGGCACGGCCGGGGCAGGGAAAGGGCGGCCAGAUCCAGCUGCCAGCCCUUUCCCGGGAGGGGAACGGCGAGCUGGGCAGGGCUGGGAAAGGCAGCGCUGCCGCGCCGGGGUGCGGGACCCCCCCGACUCCGCACACGCGAGCGGGGUCCGGCACCCCCCGGCCGGGCACCCCCGGCCCUCCGCCUUUCGCGGAGGGGUGUCCGGGGGGGGGCUGGAGGAGCACGGAGAAGGUGACUGCCCCUGA
Nipponia nippon (crested ibis) is the source of this 900-nucleotide messenger RNA. NCBI's taxonomy places the organism in Eukaryota, Metazoa, Chordata, Aves, Pelecaniformes, Threskiornithidae. The record is from RefSeq and is a predicted model, not a curated record.